This is a messenger RNA of Pomacea canaliculata, 2379 nucleotides long. Its product is annotated as synaptotagmin-like protein 5. Gene Ontology annotation, molecular function: neurexin family protein binding. The transcript is spliced from 9 exons. Lineage: Eukaryota; Metazoa; Mollusca; Gastropoda; Architaenioglossa; Ampullariidae. The record is from RefSeq and is a predicted model, not a curated record. The coding region runs from base 325 to 1443 and encodes 372 amino acids. Gene Ontology annotation, cellular component: plasma membrane; exocytic vesicle. Gene Ontology annotation, biological process: exocytosis.
GUUUGCUUGUUUGGUUUGUUACUUUAUGUGCAUCAUUUACUGAUUCCUUUUGUGCUGGUCAGAUGUUCCUGAUGGAGCAGAGUCACAGCAAAAAUUACCUCCAGAUAUCAGCAUCUCAAGACCGGUGGAUGCAGACAGUGCAGGGAGUGAACACUCUGGUUCACCAGAAAAGAGAAGCUCCCCACACCGCAACAGUCACUUGUCCAUCCCAUCUGCGGCUACAGGUUCACAGUCAGGAUCUCAUGAUGAGAGGUCUUUCGAUGAUGAUGAUAAUAAUUGAUGAGCUGAUUUGCCAACCAUCGGUCGGGUAGCAGAUUGAGUGCCAUGCGUAACAACAUUGGUUUUGGAGACAGUCCCUAUAUGCAUGGUUGUUUCCUUUCACUUGGGUUUCCACCUAGAGACAAGGAUGUGGACAGCCGUGAAAGUCUGGCAAGUGUUUACAGCAAUGCUGGGGAGAUCAACUAUGGGCGCAUUCCAGUAACAGGAGACAUUGUCUUUGGCCUGGACUAUGACCAUCGUCACUCUGUGCUGAAGAUUGACGUGAGGAACUGCCAGAACAUUGCGCCUGUGGACACAAAACACAACCGCUCAGAUCCCUAUGUGAAAGUGUACCUACUACCAGACAAAACUCGCUCUGGAAAACGGAAAACAAAAAUCAAGAAGCAUACCCUGAACCCUGUGUUCAAUGAAGUGCUUACAUACAACAUUUCUAGAGGAGAGUUGGAAAAUCGAACUCUGUGGGUGACAGUAUGGCAUAGUGAUCGAUUUGGACGGAAUGAUUUCCUGGGAGAAGUUCUGAUUGCUAUGGACACUUACCGAUUUGACGAUCCAUCCCCUUGCGCAUACUCUCUGCAGUCACGGGCACAAGAGUCGGUGGGGGAAGCAAUGCAAUACAAGGGGGAACUCUCUCUGUCAUUAAUGUAUGUCACACCGGAGAAGGUUGCAGCAGCCUCUCAGAAGUCCAAGUCCAAACUAAAGAAAUCAAAAUCUGCAGCGGAACCUAUGGGAGAGAUUCACGUCAUGAUCAAAUCUGCCUCCAAUCUCACUGCUGUGCGAUCCAAUGGCACUUCAGAUCCCUUUGUGAAGGGAUAUCUGUUGCCUGAUCGUGCACGAAAUGGUAAACAGAAGACACCAGUAGUGAAGAACACUGUCAACCCAAGCUGGAGCCACAUCCUAGUCUUUGAUGGUAUCACACCAGAAGAAAUUCCAGAACGCAGUCUGGAGUUGACAGUCUGGGACCAUGAGAAGCUUGGUACCAAUGAAUUUCUGGGUGGCGUUCGACUCAACACUGGUCUUGGUGUGGCAAAAGGUCUGCAGGUGGACUGGAUGGAUGCCCGGGGAGAAGAAGCCAUGGCGUGGCAAGCCAUUAUGGAGCGUCACAAUGUUUGGAUCGAUGCACGUCUUCCACUUCGUGCCUCUAUGGGUAAACCUUCCAAAAAAUGAUUGGCUUUGCUUGCUCUGGCCUUCUUGGAUCUUAGUGGUGACCUACAAAUAGUUUUGAUUCCACAAGAACUUCUGCUGUUGAAGUCAGGGACAAUUUGUGUGCAAGAAGGCAUCUUGAUGAUGAAGGGAUUUGUUUAGGCAUGUGGAUUGGAAUCAGCAUGCCUUUAAUUAAUUUUACAUUUAUGCAAGACAAUUCUUUUGUCACAAGCAUUUAUAACAACACACCUGAUAACACUUUUAUUUUAAUCAAAGUAAGGUUCAUGUGCUGAAAUUUUUGUGCUGAGUUUUGCAGUAUGAGAGAUGCUGCCUGGCAGAAACAAAACCAACCAAACAAAAAGUAUCAGGCUCCAAGAUCUGAAAUGUUAAUGCAUUUAGUAGUAUACUUUGAAAAAAUUCAAAUCGAAUUUAAUCCAAAAACUUCUUCUGACUUAUCAAAGUAUUCAGAGCAAUUAAACACUUCUAAAUAUGUUCAGCAGCAUUAUCCCACUGUAUUACUGGUCCAGAGAUCAUUCAUCUUUUGAUUUCUGGGCCACAGAGCUAUUUGACUUUAUAUCAAAAGAAAGGCCACAGAUGGAACGGGAGUGGUACAGAACAGUUGAGUAUCAUCGAGUGGUUGUACCUUGCCACAAUGCAGAUCUCAUGCCAGGACUUGGUUUUGUAGAGUGCCAGUGCAUGUGUGUACAGAGAUAUCAGCCUUACUAUAUAGAGCUCAUGAGACUAAAUAGCAGACUCAGUUUUUGAUGCAUAGUUUUGCUCAACCUUGUCAUUGUCUAUCCUGUGUGCAUGACACUCCUUACAUUUCCAGAAUAAUAUUAGUGAUCCUUGUAAAACUGGCUUACGUAUUAACAGUAACAUUGCUAACAUUAUCUUUGUACUGAUUCUGGUGUGAAAAAGUGCUGUAAAUAAAGUUUUCCACACCAUUAGAAGCGAACAUUA